This is a messenger RNA of Plectropomus leopardus (leopard coralgrouper), 4197 nucleotides long. Its product is annotated as insulin-like growth factor-binding protein 3. NCBI's taxonomy places the organism in Eukaryota, Metazoa, Chordata, Actinopteri, Perciformes, Serranidae. Gene Ontology annotation, molecular function: fibronectin binding; insulin-like growth factor II binding; insulin-like growth factor I binding. The record is from RefSeq and is a predicted model, not a curated record. Gene Ontology annotation, cellular component: extracellular region. Gene Ontology annotation, biological process: regulation of insulin-like growth factor receptor signaling pathway.
CGCUGUGUCACAGAGAGUCCCCUUAAGCCUACGUGACAACUCACAUACUGUCCCUUUGUGACCAGCUUAAUCGGCAGAAUGCCCGCUCUCUGCGUGCUUUGUCUCGCCGCCGCGCUGGCUGCGUUCACCCGGCUCGCCGGCACCGUGGGGCCGGUGGUCCGAUGCGAGCCGUGCGACGCCGGGGCGCUCCUGCAGUGCAAGCCCUUGCCGAAGGACUGCGCGGAGCGUGUGAGGGAGCCCGGCUGCGGCUGCUGCAUGACGUGCGCCCUGGCCGAGGGACUGGCUUGUGGAGUGUACACGGCGCGCUGUGGCUCCGGCUUAGCCUGCCAGCACCAGCCGAGGGAGAUCCGACCCCUGCAAGCUCUGCUGGAGGGACGGGGAGUGUGCUCCAGGGCCGCGUCCAAAAAGCUCAACAGCAUUCUUAUACCGCCGCAAAAACCAGAGAAUGCUGGAAAUCAGGUAGAAGAAGGCUAUGCCAACGUGACCGCAGCGAUGACAGUGUUGCCUGGCAUGGCGACCGUGAGGGGUGGGCACAGCCGGGGCUCGAUGGACACUAGGCCUCCUCUGCACAACAAGCUGAUCCAGAAAGAACAGAACAGGAAGACUCAGAGCUACAAGGUGGAAUCGGUGUCCGGAGGAGCCAACAUGGACAUGCACAACUUCUCCCUGGAAAACAAGAGGGAGACCGAGUAUGGGCCGUGUCGGAGGGAGAUGGAGAGCAUCCUGAGCAGUCUUAAAAUCAGCAACGUGCUCAACCCAAGAGGCUUCCGCAUACCCAACUGUGACAGAAAGGGCUUCUACAAGAAAAAACAGUGCCGUCCAUCCAAAGGAAGGAGGCGGGGCUACUGCUGGUGCGUAGACAAAUACGGGCAGCCUCUGCCGGGCUACGACGGCAGGGAGCGGGGCGAGACACAGUGCUACAACCUGGAGAGCAAAUGAGAGGGACGACGAGUGGACGGAGAGAGGAAGACAGAGAAUACAAGGGGGGGCGGGGGAGAAAGAAGGAGAGAGAAAGCCUACUUUGCUCUUGCAUGUAGUUUUAUGUAAACAUUUGAAGGGGCUCUGGACCUUUGAUUUCAGGUCCCAUUUUUGUCAGAGUUAGGGAGAGGGGAGGGGGAAGGGGUGGAGCACAGCCUCGGCGACUGGCCAAGCCUCCUGUCCAUCACAGCUAUCUGUCCUGUGCUUAGGGAACUUUUAUCCUUUCUUUAAAAAAAAAACAACUAAGCUGAAAGCUAAGAGAAAAUGGGAAGAGAGGGAGAAUCCUACCAUCUGCACUAUUCUUUUAGAGAGAGAAAGGAGGGACUUUUCCACUCACUUUAAAGAGGACUCGAUUGUGACUGUGACCCAAAAAACCGCACCACCACCAUUUCUAUUGUGUGUCUGUCUGUGAGUGUGUAGCCGCAAGUCUGUGUCUGUGUGUGUGUGUGUGUGUGUGUGUGUCUUAAGGUGUGAGCACCUGCAUAACAUACGUGUGCACAGCUGCAUGUCUGUGCAAGAUGGCGUGCGAGUGAGUGCUUUCCAAAAAGUGUUUAUUUGUGUAAAUACUGUAUGUUACUAAGCUCGGUUUAGAGACCGCCCGUCCCCAGCCCCCUGCUCCAUUAAACAAUGCAGAAAAUAAAAAAAUGCUCUCUGGCUCAGGGUCCAUUUUGAAGUGAAGGAUUAUGGGAUGGCAGGGCUUUGACUUUUUAUCAAGCAACAAGGGCCCUCCUUGCUGCCUCUGGCUUGUCCCUCGCCCCCGCUACUGGGAAGGGAAUCGAGGCUGCCAUGCAGUUACAGUGCCUUAAAACCAGAUCUUUCCACGCCUACCCUCCCCUUCACCCCCUGUAGUCCUCGAAUAAGGGAAUACUUCACUAAAAUGUAUCUUCUGAUUAUCAAAUACUCAUCCCACGCAGCGUUGAAAUGUGGCUCUGAAAGACUUGCUUAUAUAUGUUGGACAGCAGCUGCAGUUUAUUAGGAUUAACAACAGCCACGGUGAAUGUAAAGGGUGAUCAAGCAAAAAUGGCAUUAAAACAUAAAAAAAACUUCUGAAACCACCCCAUGUGCAAAAAAUGCAGGUGUAGAAAGUGUGAAGUAAAAGUUAUGUUUUGUGCUAUGUUUUGGAACAUACUGAAGAAAUGGGUCGACAAAGGACAUAAAGAUGAAAAAUUGACAGCUAUAAAAAUAACAAUUUAAUCAAUCUAGGAAAUGUUGUAUUACUUAUCCAAGCAUCUGCUAUCACAGCUUCCAUUCAACCAAAAGAAAGAUGCAACUCAUCGGUUUGUGCAAAAUUACUUCAAAUAACAGCUAACAUGAACACAUCAGGUUGAAUAAUGAAGCAAAUGUGAAACAGGAAUUUAUUCGGCUAUCCGGCAAUCCAAUUAUGGCUAAAGGUGCAGCCACUUUGCAUAAAGAUGGACAUCUUGCGCUUUUGGAGCAACAGUUUGCACUGUAACAAUUAGGACAGUAGAGCUACAUUAUCAAUUUCCCACCCUCUGCACCUCUCCGACCCCAUCACGAGCAGCACCGUUGAUCAUUGGCACACAUAUUAGCACACACAGUUGUCAAUCAUGAUGCCACACUCCCAUUUUAUAGCAUCAAAUUAGAACUCAAACAAACUUCAAGGUGAUGUUUUUUUGACAUCUACUUGAGUAUUUAGUUUGGCCUAUGUCCCAUCCACUAACAUGGGAGGGGGCGGGGUUUAUGACCUGCAGCCAGCCACCAAGGGGCGAUCGAGAUGUUUUGGCAUCCCUUUCAGAAAGCUGUCAUGUUCAUCUUUAUGCAGAGUAAUUUUGGAACAGCUUUAAUUGUUGUUAGCAUGGUUAGCUGUUAAUGUUUGCAGUUGCAAAUGACCAACAGCUCAAAGUUGCACAUUUUGCCAUGUUUUGGCAACACUGUAAAAAGAAACUAUUUGUUUUAACCUUAAAAAGGUAGCUGCUGAUAUGAAUGUGUGGAACAUAACAAUCAUACAGAUGGACAGUGGAGAGGUGGAUUAUGCUGCUGCAGUGGUUUGACAAGUUUCCAUGGACAUUUUGAUACUUCUGUGUGACUACAGCUGCCAUUCUCGGUGAAAGAGAGAGUUACAACUUUUUCAGAGCCACUUUUUAAGCUGACGGGGGAGUAUUUCAAAUUCAAAGGGUAGAUUGUUGGUGGAGUAUUAUUAUAAGGUGCUCACAUGCCUCCCUGCUGUCUUCGGGAUCAGUUUAGUGUUCUGUCUCUUUCCCACUACCUACUGUUCCUGUCCACAUCCCUGUCCAAGUUCUGCUGUAGCUCUAACCUGCUCUCCUUUGUCCGCUUUCCCGUCCUUGUCCGUCAUGCAGCUCCAGUGCUGAGGUCUUCCAGUCCUUCAUGUCUGUGCCCCCUGUCUUAAAAUUUGUCCUUGUCUGUGUGCCUGAUCCCAUGUCCAACCCACUAACCCGAGCUGUCAGUCCCCACCCCAGCACUCCGCCCCACCUCCGGUCCUCUUCCUGUCAGUGGUGCAACCUGGUGUAGGCUUGUUUGAACGGGGCGAGCCUGGUGUGACCGCCCGCCCUGCCGCAGGUGCCAGCUGCCCCUAUGCUUCAAGCCCAAGCACAAGCACUUAAAGCACUUUAGCUGCGCCGCUACUCGUCAAUGCAUGCAGUUAAAGACAAUUGGACCUAUCUGGAUCUGCAUACCUUUCCUUCGAGGUAAUGUCAGAUGAAACAGUGUGAUACUGUAAGAAAACAAUAAUAAACCAGGGAGGAGGGGGAAAAAAAGAAACACGAAGCUACACCAGGACUUCUGACAGCAAACUUAGCGAACACCCCUCAGAAAAUUUUCCAUUCAAUGCAACUAUUUUCUUUUUUGUUGUUGUUGUUUUUGUUUCUUUGAAAAAUGCUUGUAUGAUCGUAUGCCAACAAAUCUCCACAAGGUGGACACAGCACCAAAUAUGCAUUCACACAAGUGGUAGGGGGUCUGAGGGAGGAGGCGGGGUACUCCCCGAGGAGCUUCCUGCCCGAUGCUCUCCCACAUCCUGUGUAAAGACUUGAAAAGUGGAGAGCGUGCCGACAAAGAAUGCUUGCCCAGUAGCUUGGUAGCAUGAAAUCGGCUGUACACUUCCUUUAAUAGAGAGCAGCAACUUACAACCAACCUGUUGGUGCUAUAUCCCAUCUAUUCAAAGACUUGAUGUAAGGGGAGGAACAUACAUACAAAUAUGUUUAAGCUAUUCCCUCCCUAAUAUUUGUAAGUGUGUCUUUUUAU